Vicia faba (fava bean) is the source of this 714-nucleotide messenger RNA. NCBI's taxonomy places the organism in Eukaryota, Viridiplantae, Streptophyta, Magnoliopsida, Fabales, Fabaceae. The record is from the annotation of a GenBank genome assembly.
AUGAAUCGUCUGCAAGAAUCUGGUUUACCUCAACGGAAGCGACAAAAAGUGUCGGAGCCGGUGUUGACAGAUGAAGAGCGUUUACUCUUUAACCUAAUACGGAGCAGGGAAAACAUAGGGAUAUGGACCGGAGAUAUGAAAAGAGAAACAAACCUUCCUACUACUGUGGUCAAUAAAUCCCUGAAGUCACUUAUCGCCAAGAAUAUGAUAAAGGAAGUUACUACUAUUCAAAACAAAGGUAGAAAGCACUACAUGGCAAAAGAAUUUAUGCCUUCCGAGGAAAUCACUGGUGGUCAUUUUUAUAGUGAUGGGAAACUUGAUGUCGAUUAUAUUAACAGUCUAAAAGACGUGUGCUUGAAAUGCAUUUUCAUGCAGAAAGUUUCCACAUGUGAUGGAUGUGUGGAGUGGAUUAAAAGGAGCGGGGUCUUUAAUACUGAAGUCACAACAAAACAAAUGGAAGAGAUUUUGCAAACUUUGGUUUUGGAUGAUGAGAUCACGCAGAUGAUAAGUACUGGAUAUGGCGAGUUUUCAUCUAUUACUGUUGGUAAAACCUGUUACAUAAGCAAAAGCAAAGGCGGAGUUAGAGGGGAAAAGAAGACUGCUGACAUGACUUCCUUUCCAUGUUUUUCUUGUCAAAGAAUGAGCUUUUGUUCACCAGAUGGCACUAUCUCUCCAGCAACAUGUGUCUAUUAUCAGAAAUGGUUAGAUUUCUGA